UCGGCCCUGGGGUGAAUGUCUCCUCCAGAGCAAGAUGGCGGCCAGAGUCCUCAUCAACGUAGAGGCUGGUGUGAGUAGGGCCGCAGCCCAGGUACGGGCCGAAGGUCGGCCCUUGGCCACUGCUGUUACUAGCACGAGCACUGCAACAAUAACCAGGGCAUUAUCUGCAACUUCUUACAACAACAGGGAAGAUAGCUGGUUUAAAUCGCUGUUUGUUAGAAAGGUGGAUCCACGCAAAGAUGCUCAUUCAAACCUGCUAGCUAAAAAAGAAACCAGCAGCCUGUACAAAAUUCAGUUUCACAAUGUAAAGCCAGAAUGCUUGGAGAAUUACAACAAACUUUGUGUAGAGGUACUACCAAAAGUUCAUGCCGACCAAAACUACCCAUGUGAACUUGUGGGGACAUGGAACACGUGGUAUGGAGAACAGGAUCAAGCCGUCCACCUCUGGAAGUAUAGUGGAGGUUACCCCACGCUUACCGAGGUGAUGAGUAAGCUCAGACAAAAUAAGGAGUUCAUGGAAUUCAGGAAGGAAAGAGGUAAAAUGUUACUUUCUCGAAAAAACCAACUACUUUUGGAGUUCAGUUUCUGGAAUGAGCCAGUACCUAGAUCAGGACCUAAUAUUUAUGAACUCCGAUCAUACCAGCUCAGGCCAGGAACAAUGAUUGAAUGGGGUAAUAACUGGGCUCGUGCUAUUCGAUAUCGACAAGAGAACAAUGAAGCAGUUGGUGGCUUCUUCUCUCAGAUUGGUGAGCUGUACACAGUGCAUCAUCUAUGGGCUUACAAGGACUUGCAAUCAAGAGAUGAAACACGGAAUUCAGCAUGGCAGAAGCCUGGCUGGGAUGAAUGUGUAUACUACACAGUGCCACUCAUCCAGCGCAUGGAUUCUAGGAUUAUGAUUCCACUGAAGAUUUCACCACUUCAGUAAAGAUCAACUUGCAACACCCUUAAAUGAAAGUAAAUAACUUGUGUUUUGUCUUAAUGCACAAGUUACUGACAUGAGUCUGUACUUGUAAUGAUUUAAAUAAGUAUUUUAACUUCAAGAUCUUUUAUUGAAUUUGCAGACACUUCUGAAGUGAAUUAUCAGUUAUUAAAAGCAAUAUAUUCUUUCUGAAGCACCAAGUAAAAUUAUAAUGUUAGAUGUGUAAAGUCCUAAAUGGUUAUCUUCAUUUUUAUUCUUAUUUUUGUUGCACUGCCCUCCUCCACCUCUGGACUGAACCACUAAUGAUGGUAUCUUCCUAACUUUAUCUGUUCCACUCCUUAGCCAGUGGAAUAAUUUUUUGAAGACAGUAAAUUUAAGGGUUUUUGGGGAGUGUGUGUGUGUGUGUGUGUGUAUAUGUGUAUAUAUAUGUGUGUAUACUGUUGAGCAACAUCAUGACAAGUUAUGCCUGAAUCUUGCAAAAGGACUUAUCAGAAUUUCCUUUGCAAAACAUUGACUAUCCCCAUUUAGUAAGGGACUCAUCAGUUUUCACAAUUUCAAGUGUGGUUCAUUAGGGAAUUACUUUUUAAAACAAUAUCAAUUUUUGUGGAAUAAACUGCUCUUGUGCUGUUUCUUGAAUAAUAGACAUUCAGCUGUGUAUGAUACAAGAAUAGAUUAUUAGUGUUCUUUUGGUGUUGCUUUAUACUGCUGUAGGUGAUGCAUGUGUAAUCACUGUACAAAAUUGUAAGCUCACAAUUACAUUUUUAAGAACUUUGUGUGCUUAUUUUUAAAAUGGCACCAUUAUAUGUAGUUUAUAGGAUUUACGAUAACUCUGUAAAUCUAAUUAAUGAAAGAAAUCUGUUUCUAAGUCAUUGGUCAACUGUCAGGCUACAAUAACCAAUACAGUCCGAGGGCUGUAAUAAACUUGAUUUGCAACA
Messenger RNA from Stegostoma tigrinum, 1854 nucleotides. RefSeq names its product nipsnap homolog 2 (gene nipsnap2). The transcript has 10 exons. Bases 35 to 925 code for a protein of 296 amino acids. Gene Ontology annotation, cellular component: mitochondrion. NCBI's taxonomy places the organism in Eukaryota, Metazoa, Chordata, Chondrichthyes, Orectolobiformes, Stegostomatidae. The record is from RefSeq and is a predicted model, not a curated record.